Molecule: messenger RNA, 11695 nt
Organism: Podarcis lilfordi (Lilford's wall lizard)
Lineage: Eukaryota; Metazoa; Chordata; Lepidosauria; Squamata; Lacertidae
Source: the annotation of a GenBank genome assembly
ACAUCGGAACCGGAGGCCGGACAGGAGGCCGCCGCCCCGCCGCCGCCGAGGGGCGGGCAGAGCCGAGGGGACUCGCCGGCGCCUCAGGCCUCCUCUCAGGGAAGAGCCCGGAGGAGGCCAUGGCUUUCGUGAGGCGGCCCCUCAUGGCGGCGGCCCUGUUCUCGCUGGCGCUCUUCGCCUCAGCGCGGGCCGAGAGAGGCGGCGGCGGCGGCGGCUGCGCCUCCUCCGGGCUGUGGGAGUCCGAGGCGUCCGAGGCCUGCCCGGCGGAGCUUUCCCCUCACGAAGCGGCCUCCGUCCUUCCUCCGCCGGCGGGCCUGGUGGUGGCGUCUGUGGCGGCGGCGGCGUCGCCGUCCUUCCGCGGCCCGGGCAACUCGGACCCGCGUCCCAACCGGGAGCUGCCCAUCCUGCUGUGGUGGAGCGGCGGCCUGUUCCCGCACUUCCCGGGCUCGACGGCGCGGCUGGAGUGCGGCGGCGGCGGCUCGUGCCUGGCCACCACGGAGCGGCGGGCUCGGCUCCGGCGCCGGACGCGGGCGCUGCUCUUCUACGGGACGGACUUCCGCGCCUACGAGGCGCCGCUGCCUCGCCCGCCGCACCAGGCCUGGGCGCUGCUCCACGAGGAGUCGCCCAUGAACAACUACCUGCUCUCGCACGCCGCCGGCGCCAGGCUCUUCAACUACACCGCCACCUUCCGCCGAGAGUCCGGCUACCCGCUCAGCCUCCAGUGGCUGCCCGACCUCGACUACCUGCGCCGCCCGCCGGCCCUCGGCCUGGCCCACAAGGAGAGCGCCCGGCGCCGGGAAGGCCUGGCCGCCGUCCUCUACAUCCAGUCCCACUGCGACGUCCCCUCCGACCGGGACAGGUACGUCAGGGAGCUGGCCAAGCACCUCCAGGUAUUUAUCCUCGCCCGCCUCGCCCGAGCGCCGGGCCGGUCUCUGCUUUUAGCAUGUAUUUCCAUUAAUUGUGAUUUUGGGUCCACUGUGUUGCUUUUACUGUUGUUAGCCGCUCCGAGACGGGCUUCGGCUGGGGAGGGUUUAUUUAUUUUUGUUUAUUUUUAUUGUUUGUUUGUUUAUUAUUUAUAUAUUUAUUUAUUAUUGUUAUUUUAUUAUUCUCCUCAAGGAAAUCCUCACGACGACCCUGUGAGGUGGGCCAGGUAGAAAAGGGAUCGCCCAGGAAGAUCCGCGGGGGCUGAGCGGGGAUGUGUGUGUGUGUGUGUGUGUGUGUGUAUAUAUAUAUAUAUGUAUGUAUGUAUGUACAGUGGUGCCUCGCAAGACGAAAUUAAUCCGUUCUGCGAGUCUCUUCAUCUAGCGGUUUUUUCCUCUUGCGAAGCAACCCCAUUAGCGGCUUAACGGGUUAGCGCUAUUAGCGGUUUAGCGGCUAUUAAAGGCUUAGCGGCUAAAAGGCUAUUAGCGGCUUAGCGGCUUAGAAAAAGGGGGGGGGAAGCGAAAAAAAAAUCUCGCAAGACAUUUUCGUCUUGCGAAGCAAGCCCAUAGGGAAAUUCGUCCUGCGAAGCAACUCAAAAACAGAAAACCCUUUCGUCUAGCGGGUUUUCCGUCUUGCGAGGCAUUCGUCUUGCGGGGCACCACUGUAUAUAUGUAUGUAUGUGUGUGUGUGUGUGUGUACAGUCAUACCUCAGGUUACAGACACUUUGGGUUGCAUGAUUUUGGGUUGCGCACCGUCCUGAACCCGGAAAUACCGGAACUGGUUACUUCCGUGUUUCAGAGCUUGCACAUGCGCAGAAGCGUCGAAUCACAACCUGCACGUGCGCACACACGGUGUUGCGGGUUGCGAACACUUCAGGUUGCGAACAGUAGGUUUGGAAGGGGCCCCCCCGAGGGCCAUGUAUUUCAGGGGUGCCAACUUCAAUAAAAUAUUGGGCGCGCAUCAUAAUAACCCACCCUCUUUUGCACACCUUCCAGAAACCUUGAGCUGCUUGGGGGAAAAGGUGGGUAUGAACGUAAUAAACGAACAAAUUGUACAAUAAUAAUCGUCCAGCAUCUUCUUCUCACAGUGGCCUAAUUCUCCUAUGAACCUAGGAAUCUAGGUAGACUGCCUCUGGGCCGGGAGGUUCCACAAAAACUCAGGUAGAGCCGGGCCACUGGCUUUCCUUACAACACAAUACUGGGAGGUAUGGGGCUCUUCCAAAUCCACUUUGUGGUCCGAGGCUGAGGAAGUAAACAUUCCAGAUUGUGGCUUAAGGUACGAAGAGGCCUGCUGGAUCAGGCCAGUGGCCCACUCAGUCCGGCAUCCUGUUCUCAGAGUGGACAAGCACAUUGUCUCCAUGAGAAACCCGCAAGCAGGACCUGAGGACCAGAGCCUUCUCACUUCCUGGGGUUUCCAGCAACUGGGAUUCAGAGAAUUUGUCCAGUCUUCUUUUAAAGCCAUAAUAAUAAUAAUAAUAAUAAUAAUAAUAAUAAUAAUAAUAUUUAUACCCCACCCAUCUGACUGGGUUUCCGCAGUCACUCUGGGCAGCUUCCAACAGAACACUAAAAUACAAUAACCUAUUAUAAACAUUAAAAGCUUCCCUAAACAGGGCUGCCUUCAGAUGUCUUCUAAAAGUCUGAUAGUUGUUUUUCUCUUUGACAUCUAGUUCUCUAUCCUUUCUCACCCUGCCUUUCUAUCCCUACCCAUCCUGCUUUUCCUCUCAGCCAUCCAUGUCUGUUUGUGACAUCACAGAAACUUUGACAUCAUCGUAGCCAAUGACAUCAUCGUAGCCAUUGGCAACUACAGAAACAGCUGCAAAACCCCCCAUGGGAAAGAUCACUAAACAUGCAUUUAGAAACUUAACAUUGCAUUUGUUUUAUAUGAAACCAGUCAGACACAGUUUUGCUUUUUUAAAAAAGGCAUUUAUUUAGGAAAAUAAACUGCCUUGCUUCAGUCCUGCUGUUCAGUCUCUUCAUUACUUUCACGAUCCGUCUUGGGGGAAACCGCACCGGCGUCCUGAAAGGCAAACACCAUGUUGAGUGGGAUGGCCUCCGUCCAGCAGCCUCAGCCAGACCCUCCACUGGCUGCUGCCUGGCAACUUCACCCCGGACGUCCUGGUCAAUUUCUGCUGGUUUUUACCCAUGAAUAUCCACUGGUUCCAUUCACCCUGUGCCCAGAGGAUGGCAUCUGCCACCCUCUGAGCACGUAUUUCCCAGCCACAACACUACUUACCUGGACCACGUCCGAAUGCUCCCAUUCACACACGCAGACACACUCCAUUCGAAACCUCCCAUUCACACACGCAGACACACUCCAUUCGAAACCUCCCAUUUGCGCUCAUAGACACAUGCCAUCUGCCAUCCCGUGAAGAAUGUCUGUGGACGCAUUCACUCACCAACCACUCUGCAUUCCCACACACAUACACACACCCAGCUUCAAGUCAUGAAUAUCCACACAGCUUCUGCCAACUGACUUCCAAAGGUGACCUUCAGCCAGCUGACAUCUGCAGCACCUUACGGCACCCGCUGGCUUCUGACUACAAACUCCACCAGCCACCAACACCUGCCGGCUUCUGACUGUGAGAAUCGGCUGCCUUCAAGCUGCGAUCCCACCCAGCAAGCGAACUUGCCUUCUCCCUGUUCCUCAGCAUCCCAUUGCGUGAUGAGUGCCUCCUUCCUCCUGCCAUUUUGCAUCCAUGAGGAAGGAGACCCUCCAGAGCUGAGUGCCACAGCUGCUGCCCACUGAGGUCUGGGCUGGGAAGAGGGAGAGGCCACCUUUAUAGCCAGGCAACUGACAGAUGCCUUUGUGACAUCAUAGACAGUGACAUCAUAGACAGCCCCCAGCCAAUGGGAGCAGCUGUGGACGUGUCACCAUAACCUGUUUGAGCAUCACAACUGUGGCUGCACCUCAGCACCAAUGGACCAUUUGUUCACUUACUAAUAAAAAGUCAUAUAGCCCACUUCUUAUCCAUACCAGGGAAGGGCACACCUUAAAACUGAGGGGGGGGGAAACAUUUUUCAUCCUAAGGAUCAUAUCCCCUUACAGUCAGGCAGUGCAGGCCAGAGGUGGGUGGAGCUGGAAGCAAAAAUGAGCAGAGUUCUGAAUGCAGCUCUCAUCUUUGUACAGGACAUAAGAAGAGUGUGUUGGAUCAGGCCAGUGGUCCAGCAUCCUGAUCUCACAGUGGCCAACCGGAUGCUUGAGGGUCCCUCUCCCCUCUGGUGGUUUCCAGCAGCAUUUCCUCCUCCAACCAUGGAGGCAGAACACAGCCAUCAAGGCUAGUUGCCCUCUCCUCCAUAAAUUUGUUUGGUCCUCUUAAAACCACCGUCUCCUGUGGGAGUGAGUUCCACAGGUUAACUGCCUGAAGUCUAUCUGUCCUGAAUCAUCCCAACACUCAGCUUUGUUGGGUGUACCCAAGUUCUAGUGUUAUGAGAGUGGGAAGAAAAACACUUUUUCUAUGCCAUGCAUAAUUUUGCAAACUUACAUUAUGUCACCUCUUGCACAUCUUUCUUUGAAAGUAAUGUUGGCUGACCCUAACUCAUCCUGGCUGCAGCCCUGCAGAGUUGCAAAAAAAAAAAGGUUUGGUGUGUUCAUUGUCUUCUAGAGCAAUCUGACUCAUCAUAAUAAUAAUAAGAAGAAGAAGAAGAAGUUGUUUUAUUUAUACCCUGCCCUCCCCAGCCAAGGCCGGUUUCAGGGCGGCUAACAAGCAAUAAUAAAAACAAGUUGAAAUGAAAACAACUUAACAACGAGAUUAAAAUACAGUGGUGCUCCACAAGACGAAUGCCUCGCAAGACGAAAAACUCGCUAGACGAAAGGGUUUUUCAGUUUUGCGUUGCUUCGCUAGACGAAUUUCCCUAUGGGCUUGCUUCGCAAGACGAAAACAUCUUGCGCUUUUUUUAAAAAGCCGCUUGAAGAGGCGCAGUUGCGACGGACCGUGCUUCGCAAGAAGAAAAACAUCGCAAGACGAAAAGACUUGCGGAACGAAUUCUUUUCGUCUUGCGAGGCACCACUGUACAUUAAAAUAUUGAAACAUUAAAAUAAUAAAAUACAGCCUCAUCACAGGAGGAGAAAGAAAAAAGAAAUGGGCCUCAAGUGACUUGCUCAGUAAAGUCUUAAGUGAAAGUGUAGAUUUUGUGUGCAUUAUUUUCUUGUAGUCUUUAUCCAUUAAAAAACAAAACUGUUGCGCUUCAACUGUAGGCUAAAUAUCUGGGUCAGAGGGUGGUAGCCAGCCCUGUGCCAAUGUGCCGUUCCUCUGGUGUAGCAGCAGCACAAAACAUUUCGCCCUUCCCCAGAGUCUGUGCCAGGGGGUCCCCUAACCCCCCAGAGCUGAUUUUGAGGGGUGCAAGUGAGGAGGGGUUGAAGGCAAGGCGAACGUUCUCUUGUGCAAGCACAGCAAGCCUUGAAUACUGCCCAGAAUACAUGCCUCCUGAGGAUUUAUAUGAUUCUGAGCCAGGUGGGUGGAGUAUAGAUAAUCAAGUUGUUCAUCUAACUGGCAUGUAACAGACCAAAUAGGAGAAAAUCAGUUUGAGGAGAGAGAGAAAUGGAAACAGAAUGGAGAGCCCUGUUUACUACUGCAAAGUGUCAGGACAGGAACCCCCUUCUGUGCACACAGCCUAUAUUUAAAACACGUGGCUUCCUUGCAGAAAUCCUGGGUGCUGUACAGUGGACACUUGGGUUGAGAACAUGAUCCGUGUGGGAUGCACAUUCGCAACCCGCGUCUGCGCACACGCGGAUUGCGAUUCGGCGCUUAUGCGCAAAGCGCGGUUUAGCACUUCUGCGUGUGCGCGACCACCAAAACCCAGAAGUAACCCAUUCUGGUACUUUUGGGUUUCGGUGGUCCACAACCCAAAAAGACGCAACCUGAAGCUGCUGUAACCCGAGGUGUGACUGUAGUUUGUCCCUCAGACUCUCCUUCUGUGGAGGCUUUUAAGCAGAGGUUGGACAGCCGUCCGUCAGGGAUUCCUUAGUUGUGAUUCUUGCUUUGCCAGGGGCUUGGACUAGAUGGAUCCCUUUCAGCUCUGUGAUCUACAAUUCUUGGAAUCCUUCACAAACUACAGUGCCCAGGUUCUCUCUCUCUCUCUCUCUCUCUCUCUCUCUCUCGGCAAUAGGUGUGUGUGCAUUUUUGAUGUGUGUUUAGCGCUUGGAAACACAUUUGGAUUGGAGUGAGGAGGUGGGGCCACAACCCAGCCGUUUCUUUUUCAGGAUGAUUUAUUUCUGUUGUAGGUGGACUCUUACGGGGCAUGCCUGAACAACCGAGAGCUUCCCAGUGCGAGGCUGAAGGACACUUCUACAGCCACCACAGAGGACUCUGAAUUCAUGGCUCUUAUAUCCAAGUACAAGUUCCACCUGGCGAUGGAGAAUGCCAUCUGCCGUGACUACAUGACGGAGAAGCUUUGGCGGCCGAUGCACGUCGGAGCCGUUCCUAUAUAUCGAGGCUCCCCAUCUGUACGUGACUGGAUGCCGGACAAUCAUUCCAUCAUCCUCAUUGAUGACUUUGAGAGCCCCAAAGAGCUAGCAGAAUACAUUAAUUUUCUGGACAGGAAUCCGGAGAAGUAUUUGGAAUACCUGAAGUACAAGAGUCCCGGCGGCAUUACGAACCGGUUCUUGGUGGAGAGCAUGGAGAGGCGGGAAUGGGGAGUGAAUGAUAUGACCCGGCCUAAUUAUUUGAACGGGUUCGAGUGCUAUGUCUGUGACAAGGUAAAUGCCAGAAUGAAGGCGGAGGAGGAGCAUAGGAAGUCUCGUGGGAAAGUGCCGCCCCCUGAGCCUGAAAUCGCCCAGUUCUCACACAUGGGGUGCCCGCCACCAGCACCCGGGUAUGGAAAUAUCGAAGACAUUCCUGAUGGAGACAGGUACUAGCCGUUGUUGUGGAAUAUGCAGCUGUCCUUACGAAAGCUGAGGGUUGUGCGGUGCUAAGUUGAAGUUUCUUGCUCUGCUGGUGUUUUGGAUUGAUUUGGAUUGAUUACAUUUCUGCACUGUGCGUUUCAUUCAGAUAAACUCUAAAGCGACUUACAAACAAUAAAUAAUAAGAACAGGGGUCACCUGGGCUGGUUCACUUCAGUGGAGAUUGCUCUGUGGGCUGGAUCGUGCGUGCACAUGAGCAGCGUGCCCGCAAUUUCCUUCAUCUGCUGUGCAGAUGCGAUUUCCGGCGCCGCAGGAGCAAGCCCCGUGUUGCGCUGUGCCGGUUUAGCGCAGCAUGUGGGGACUUGCCGAGCGGGCGGCUCAGUUUGGGGGCAGCUCGAGGGCUAGUUAAAUACCCCCCCCCCGGGCCGCUUGUGGCCCAUGGGUUGCCGACCCCUGAAUAAGAACAUGAUAGAGCAUAAAAGAACAUCACAAAUACAGCAUAAACAGUACAGAAUAAUUAAUAAAACAUCAGUGAAACAACUGCAACCUAUCAAACACAGGGAACAAAGCGACAGCUAAAAAAUAAGCUAAACAUUGCAAUUAAAGCAAAAGUCAUAACCUAUAAAGCAUUUAUAACCUAUAAAGCAAAAUAAACCACCUUAAAACAGCAGCCAAAAAAUGAACUAAGCACACACACAUUCUCCACACCCGCAUGACUCAUAAUCUUCCACUCUGUUCAGCUCAUUAAAAUAUACAUCCACAUAAUGCAGCAACUCCCUUCUGAAGGUUCCUCGGGCUGGCGGUGGGGCAGUACAGGUGAAACUAACCACCCCCUGAUGGCAGACAAACUUUUUCUCCCCUCACAAUUCUCCCUCUGAAACAGCUCCCUUAUGAAGGGAGGGUGGGGCAAGGCAGGUGGGAAAAGCCAUUACCUGCCGGCCAACACAGAAAGUUGUGCAAGAGAAUGUGUUAGAACCCAGAAGUGACUCGGAAACGUCCUAAAGAUGUCACUAAAACGUCACUUAAGGGGCAUUUGCAGGCUUUUCUAGUGGGUUUCUCCGCACUCAUUUUCUUUAUUUGCUUUUUAGCUGGAAGGAGAUGUGGCUGCAGGAUUACUGGCAGAGCCUUGAUCAGGCUGAAGCCCUCACAGCCAUGAUUCACCACAACGAGUCGCAUCAGGGGAGAUUCUGGGACUACAUGCACCAAGUCUUCAUGAAGAGAACCCAGCAAAACUAACCAGACUUGUUAUUCAAGCUUCUUCAGUGUUAAGAGAGGCAAGCAGGGCAUCCACAGAUUUACCAGCACCGAAAUUGCGGUUCCAGGACAACUUGGAAAUCAUCUUUUAUAUAUGGUAUUCUCACUUUGGAGAUUACUUUUUUUUAAAAAAAAUUCUUGCUUCCAAGAAAAGGCCAAUUUUGAACCAACUUUUGGUAUUGGUUCAUUUGCCACUACUCCAAGACGAGGAAGCCUCCCUGAUCUGUGGGGCAAAGAAAAGUAUUCAGCAUUUCUGCUGCUUCAGCGUCUCUCAGAAAGUACUUUUUGGUGUGUAUGUGCCAAAUUCCUCAACACGGACUGUUGGGCUUACUGUAAAAGUCCUGAAUGGUUGCACUUCAGGGAUACCUCCAUUCAUAAGUAUUCAUCAACAUACAUUGGUUUCUUUAAUAUUUUUGAUAUAUUUCAUUUAAUAUGAAAGAGAGCAGAACAGGAGUUUACAUGAGUUUACACUCAGCUAUGCAGUAUUCAAAUAACCACUUCUCUAUGGGCUGAAAUAUAUUAUGAACUAUGCACCUUAUUGUAGUGCAUUUCCUCAAUUUGUAGAGACUACACAGUUGCUCACUGUUCCCCUGGUGAUGUGACGGGUGCAAGCCAGCAGUAAAUCACACUGAGCAAGUUGGAGUUAACUCUUUAUUAGCAAAAGCAGAAUCUGGGAGUGUCAGGCCUAGUGAGCAAAGCAACCUAUCUUCGGUAGAUCUCGCCCCAUGGAUCAGUUGCUGAAACUGAAAGUCCCCGCGUUCUCACAGCUGCCUCAGUGUUAGAAACAGAGAUAUGAAAUCUGGGAGCUAAAUGACGCCCUAAACCUAGGUUAUGGGUGCCACAACGGAAUGCUGACUACAAAGCUGUAAAUGAAUGAAUUGCAGCUAAAAUCUUACGUUCGUUUUUCACAUGGUCUAGUCCUCAUCUGAAGAUGGCAAAAAGCAAAGCUAUGCUUCUCCCGCCCUCUCCCUUCAUAGUCGUAUUGAGGGUCCCUCAAAACGCUGCCUUUCUGGAAGGCCAGCGGAGACGCAGAACCUAUCAGCUUGCCUGAUAGUGCAAUCCUUUCUUGGAAGUCAAGCGGGCAGGAAUUUCUCCUCCCAUGCCCUCAGUGCCAGCAGUGGCGGUUUUAAUCUGAAAUCUUGGGUGCAGUACUGCGCCCAGAGCUCAGAAAUUGCUUGCACUAAUGACAUUCCCAGUUGCAAAAUGUGCCUAGAACAAUGGGAGUUUUGAACGCUGAGCUGCCCAAGUUCCCCUCCUUUUCAGUGUUUUCCCCAAGCAAUCAGACUGUGCCUGCGUGAAGCCAAUUUCUUUCUCCUUUUCAUGCCUCCUGGUUCUGGGAGACCGGCGGGAAAGGAGCUUGUUGCAGCAGGAGGGGGAGACACCUGUGCCUCUUCCCCGGCCAGACUCCUCUCUCCUUCUUGGCCUCUGUCCUCUUCUGCCUCUGAUGCGGGACUUCUCUCUGCCACAGACUCUUCCUGCUCACCAAACCCUGUCACCUCUUCAGUUUCUUCCACCUCCACCUCCCAUUCCUUUCCCUCCCCUCCCUCUGACCACUCACUGUCACCCCACCACCAAUUGCUGGGCUCUGAGCCUUCUUUCCUUGGGGUUCCCCAGCCAGUUCCAUCAUUCCUCUGUGUCCAUGACAUGGUGGUUUUAUUAGGCUGGUAAUGACAGGUAGCUUGAUGCGGCAAAGGAAUUGGAGUUAGGAACAAUGGACAAUUUGUGCUGAUUUCCGUUAGUUUUGUUUUGUUUGUUUUUUAAAAUACAGUGGUAUAUACAGACACUUCAGGUUACAGCCGCUUCAGGUUGCAGACUCCGCUAACCCAGAAAUAAUCCCGUGGGUUAAGAACUUUGCUUCAGGAUGAGAACAUAAAUUGCGCGGUGGCAGUGGGAGGCCCCAUUAGCUAAAGUGGUACCUCAGGUUAAGAACAAUUUCAGGUUAAGAACAGACCUCCAGAACGAAUUAAGUUCUUAACCCGAGGUACCACUGUAAUAAUUAAAGUUUAUUGACAAACGCAUACAGAAUACAAUAGAAAUGAUGAAUGUGGCUAAUAGCAAGAAAUGUGAAAGGAGAAAAAUAAAACACAGGUGCAGAGGAGGGGUAAAAGCCAAGAACCUACUGGGAAUACAGUGCCACAUUCAAUUGUUGCAUAUGAGAAAUAAAAAUUGGGUCAAUGUACUUGUCUGUAGAGCAGGGGGGUUAGUGGGCUGUUGAGUUUGCAUAGGAGAGAAACUUUAACCAUAUUGAGUGAAAAAGACCCAUUCUCGAUGAACCAUUAGUGACUCUGUUAAUAUGCCAGGUGUUCUAACAAUACAAUGUCCCAUACUUUCGCUAACUACACCUCCUAGGAAGGAGGUAGUGUCGACUUCCAAUGGGCAGCCCCUGUCAAUCUGGCUGCAGCAAGAAUGCUUCGUCCUUCAGUUUAAUAAAAGUAUUGUCCCCUCCCAACAUUUUUCUGUUCACAGGGGUACAUUUCUGUUUACAGAAUUAAAAAGGCUACGCAGUGGAUUGUUGGAAGUACAUUCAAGUCCAGUUUUUGUACUUGUAUGGGUCAAGAUGUGUUGCAACACUAGUUUUAACCAAGUCUGUUCUUCCUUUACCCUUAAAACUCACGCUGUGUGCAAAUGUAGCUCUUCAAUAAGAGGCAUACAAACGUGAUAUUUUUUCUUUAUCCAGAUACUUGGGAUCCAGCACAAUUUUCUGUCUCCAGGUAGUAGAGAACAGAUGCUAUGUGUCGUAGGUAUGACUAGUCACCUGCUGGACAGAAAUCAUGGGGGUGCAUAUGGCACAAGGGCCCCCGGCCUUCAGCAAACAUUCCCUGGAGACCAAGGUGGCUGGCUGACCUGUCCUGUGGAAUGCCAUCCCAUCAGACGUCAAAGAGAUGAGUAACUACAUAACCUUUAGAGGUCAUCUGAAGGCAGCCCUGAAUUGGGAAUCUUUUUAAUGUGUAAUUUUUUAUUAUGUUUUUAUAUGUGUUGGAAGCCACCCAGAGUGGCCAUGUCAACCAGUCUGAUGGGGGGGUGUGUGUUACAAAUAAUAAAUUGUUAUUGUUCUGAAAGGAUACCCUGAAUAAUCCAAAGGGAAAUGAUGGUGAUUGUUCAGUACCAUAGGGUGGGUUUCCACUGCCCUCCCCCCACAAAGGAAUAAACAAAAGCAUUUCUUUUUCUGAACAUAAAAUCAUGCUCAGUGCAUUUUUGUUAUCACAGCGUAAUGCAAAUCGGGGCUGCAAAAAUGAAAGAUGAGUAACUGCGGUACUUGCCAUGCUUAUGGUCCAUAGCCUUGCAUGUUGAUGGUCUGAAGACCCACCUCUCUUCUCCAAAUUGAGGUAUCCUCACCUUAGUUAGGCCACCCAUUUGGGUUUAACCCUGGAAUCUCCCCCUCCCAAAAAAUGCUGUGUAGCAGGUCUCUCUGCUGUUUCCUAACCACGAAUUGUGCACCACAACAUUCCUGUACUCCAUGUGUUUUAGCACUCGAGAGCAAGCAAUAGUGCCCAUGUGCAGCCAAUGCCACGCGCUCUCAAGUUUCCUUUUCGGAAUGGCUGCACCACAGCUGCUCCUGGCGAGACCCAGUGCAUCCCAGCAUUUCCAGGAUGCACCACUGGGUGAAGCGGGAUUGCUAACUGGCUGCGCGGCCUUUUUUCACAUUGCUAAGAUUAAGAUGGGACGCGGGUGGCGCUGUGGG